This is a messenger RNA of Daucus carota subsp. sativus, 1437 nucleotides long. RefSeq names its product protein THYLAKOID FORMATION1, chloroplastic. NCBI's taxonomy places the organism in Eukaryota, Viridiplantae, Streptophyta, Magnoliopsida, Apiales, Apiaceae. Gene Ontology annotation, biological process: protein import into chloroplast stroma; photosystem II assembly; protein import into chloroplast thylakoid membrane. Gene Ontology annotation, cellular component: chloroplast thylakoid. Bases 277 to 1155 code for a protein of 292 amino acids. The transcript is spliced from 5 exons. The record is from RefSeq and is a predicted model, not a curated record.
ACCACAAAAGAAGACAGCCUACGUGUGAAAUCCAUAGUGGCUUAAGCCCCAAAACCAAUGGAUAAGCCACCCUUUAUUACAGCCUCUCAACCUUCUUUCUCAUUUUUCCCUUUCCUUGUUUCCACACUUUUCCACGUUUCCUUGUUCCAGUUCCGCUAUGAAUAAACACUACCCUGUCUGAACCUUAAUCCCCUCAACACAAUCCUGUCCGAACCUUAAUCCUUAUAACACAACUCUCUCAACAAACUCGUAAAAUACAGUUUUUAAGUCCUGGUAAUGGCAGCUAUAACUUCACUAUCCUUUGCAGCACUUACUAAUCAAUCCUGUGACAGGAAACUCUCUGUUCCUUGUACUCACUUUGUUCCUAAUUUUGAUGCAUGUCGGUUCGGUCUUCGAGUUUCGACUCACUCUAAUGCGAGUGCCUCACGUUUGGUAGUUCGUUGCAUGUCUUCUGCAACAGAUGUACCCACUGUGUCUCAAACAAAAGCCAAUUUCCUUCAGGCCUACAAGCGACCUAUUCCAAGUAUUUAUAAUACUGUGCUGCAAGAGCUUAUAGUGCAGCAUCAUCUGAUGAGGUACAAAAGGACACAUUGUUAUGACGCAGUAUUUGCGCUCGGUUUUGUGACUGUGUAUGAUCGACUUAUGGAAGGAUAUCAAAGUGAUGAGGAUCGGGAGGCUAUCUUUAGAGCAUAUAUAAAGGCACUACAAGAAGACCCUGAGCAAUACAGGAGCGAUGCCCAAAAACUUGAGGAAUGGGCUCGUUCACAGACCGCCAGUACCUUGGUCGAUUUUUCUACAAAAGAAGGAGAUGUUGAAAGCAUUUUAAAGGACAUUGCAGAAAGGGCCAAGACUAAAGCAAGCUUUAGCUACAGCCGAUUCUUUGCAAUUGGCCUCUUCCGUCUUCUUGAAUUGGCAAAUGGAACAGAACCCACCAUUUUAGAAAAGCUAUGUGCAGCGCUUAAUAUAGACAAAAGAAGUGUUGAUCGCGAUCUUGAUGUAUACCGUAAUCUUCUCACAAAGUUGGUUCAAGCAAAAGAGCUUUUAAAGGAAUAUGUAGAGAGAGAAAAGAAAAAAGCAGAAGAAAGAACAGGAUCGCAAACAGCCAGCGAGGCUGUUACAAAAUGCGUGGGGGAAUACCAAUACCUUGGAUUGUAAAUCCAGUUUCCACGGUCAGGUUUUUCUAGAUAUGUAAAGUAUGAGGCCUUGCUGGUAUUUUACAUUGAUAGAGCUGGGGAAUCAGAAGCUAACUUUUCAGAUUACUUAUACAGAGUCCAAUUUUUGUUGUGUACCUAUGUAAAAUUGUGAUUUGAAGAUGUCUUAAUUCGAAGGUUGUAACUUGAUUGCAAUCAGUGUUGACAGUAGCCUACUGUAGCAUUCAAAAGUUUUACCUGUUUACAUCAGAACUCGAAUUUCUGUUUUAUUCAGUUCAAUUGUUAA